AUAACAGAGAGCUGACGGGACGAACCACAUUCUCAGAGACGGCGACAGACAGGAAGUUUACAGCCACACGAACCCUCGUUCAGUCCCGAAAACCUCGACGUCUCUCGGUUUGACCUCCGUGUCUUGUUUGGAGACUUAAAGCGGGACGGAAGGCUAGAGUACCAGGCAUCCGAUUAGACGCGCUGGCUCACCGGGCUGGAGUCCAACUUGAGCCGGACACUUUCAGCUGGAUGCGCGCUCGACUUCUUUCCAACAAUAAUAACCGCUUUUGUGAAGAUUACGUGUUUCGUAUGAAUAGCUGGUAACUCUUAGACUCCAGCAGGAUUGUUUUUGUUUAUAAUUGACUAAUAUAAGUAAGCUGGAACAGUCAUUUAGACUCGAAUGUGAUUUAUCUACUCAGCUGGCUGGGCAGAUAGUUUGUUUACGGAUCACAUUAGUCCACUGAAAAGAUUGGCUACAUAAUUUGUCUAGCAGUUUCGCUUUGUUACCAGUAUAGUUACAUUUUUAAGUCAAGCCAGCUUUCCUGCCACCAGAAAUCUCUUUCUUUGCCAGGUCUGAUAGGGCUUGGUUUGUACGCCUAUGCAUAUUGUUUUGCCAGCAAACCUGCCUGAGUUCUGGACUGGUUAGGUCUUAGUGCCAGUGUUCUAGGAGUUUAUAAAGGGAGGAAACCCCACUGAACAUCUUUGUUCAUCUGAUCUCAAGCCAGUCUGCUGUGGCUUCAUACAUCUAGCUUUUUUCUGUUGUUAGGUCUGUUUUGGUGAGGCUCAAGCUGGCGGAAAGGUGAUAUUUUCUGCCUGAAUCCUCUGAAUUGAGCUGACUGAUAGCUAUGACAUUUUCCAACAGUUGUUUUGUAUCUUCAGACUUCAUUAUUAUAAGUUCCUGCACUUGGUGCCAAUGCUGCCUCAGUAAUAUUAGCUAACAGAUGCUCAGCUCACACCAAAAAUUAGUUACGGCAUAUCCAGUUGUGACAGCAUUUUUACUAGUUAGGUAAUUUUUCUACAAGUGUCAGUCGACUUGGUAGCUGGUUCAAAACUUAUCAAACUCAAGAGAUAAGUCAUAAUACAGUUUGUAUCAAGCCAGUUUGUUAACCUGAGUAAGGCACGUGUAUUUUUGUAAAAUCAUCAGCUCAUUUAAUAGGUCCUGGAAAUACGAGUCAAGUUUAGUGGCAAUUAGCAAAUUUUUCUCAUAGCUAACUAAAGAUGUCAGGACAGUCUAUCACAGAUCGCAUCGCUGCGGCCCAGCACAGCAUGACUGGAUCAGCCAUCAGCAAAGCCGUCUGCAAGGCCACAACGCAUGAAGUCAGUGGACCCAAAAAGAAACACCUUGAUUAUUUGAUCCACUGCACCAAUGAGAUGAAUGUGAAUGUGCCCCAGCUGGCAGACACUCUGUUUGAGAGAACUACCAACAGCAGCUGGGUUGUGGUCUUCAAAGCUCUCAUCACAACACACCAUCUAAUGAUGUAUGGAAAUGAGCGUUUCAUUCAGUAUCUGGCCUCAAGAAACACCCUCUUCAAUCUCAACAAUUUCCUUGAUAAAGGUGCAUUGCAAGGUCAUGACAUGUCCACAUUCAUCAGGCGGUACAGCAGAUAUCUGAACGAGAAAGCCCUUUCCUAUAGACUGGUGGCUGUUGACUUCACCAAAAUGAAGCGGGGUAUUGAUGGAGUCAUGCGCACCAUGAACACAGAGAAGCUGAUCAAAACGCUGCCUAUCAUUCAAAACCAGCUGGAUGCACUGCUGGACUUCCAGGCCAAUCCUAACGAGCUGACUAAUGGUGUGAUCAACACUGCCUUCAUGCUGCUCUUCAAAGACUCCAUCCGUCUGUUUGCUGCCUACAAUGAGGGCGUUAUCAACCUGCUGGAGAAAUAUUUUGAUAUGAAGAAAAACCAGUGUAAAGACGCUUUAGACAUCUACAAGAAGUUUCUAUACAGGAUGACUAAGCUGUCAGAGUUCCUCAAAGUGGCUGAGCAAGUUGGGAUUGAUCAGGGUGACAUCCCAGAUCUCACUCAGGCUCCCAGCAGUCUCCUAGAGGCUCUCGAGCAGCACCUGGCCUCUCUGGAAGGAAAGAAGACCAAGGAGCUCUCUGCCGACAACAGAGCUAGUACUUUGUCCAAUGCUGUGUCGACCCUGUCCAACACGGGAAUGUCCUUCAGCAGAAUGGACGAGAAGGAGAAACAACAGGCCCUGGAGGAGGAGCAAGCUCGUCUGCAGGCGCUAAAGGACCAGCGUCUGAAGGAGAUUGUCACGCAGAGUCCCUCGGCCUCCCCCAGCACACAGUCUUUGAGCAGUGCCAACAACCACACCGUGGGCAUGGACCUAUUCACCAACACCACAAGCCCACCUUCCAAUCACAGCAUGCCAAACCUCAGCAGUGACCUGUUUGACCUCCAGCCUGCCUUCAUCCCUGCUGUGCAGAGCACUCCUAUCUCCACCACAGGCAGUGCCUGGGGAGUCUCAGGUCUAGAGAGCAGCACUCUUCACCCCAUGGCUUCCAUGCCCACCAUGAAUGUAGAUUUUGAUGCUGUUUUUGGGACUAAGGCUUCCAAUAGUGACGUGAAGCCCUCAGCUGGUUAUGAUGCAGUAGACUUGUUGAAGCCCUCGGUGACGGUUCACAGUCAGGCUCCUAUAAUGCCGGCGCAUUCAGGCAGUAAACUGCUGGCCAAUGACCUAGACUCCUCUCUGGCCAAUCUCGUAGGCAACCUGCAGUUUGGGGGAACACCAGGCAAAAAGUCUGAUAUGCAGUGGACUCAACCUGGAGAGAAGAAGUUGACCGGUGGCACUAACUGGCAUUCAAAGACCAUGAGCAGUACCACUGCUUGGAGCCCUGCCCCCCUACAGCCUGCUGCCAUGCCACCUACAGCCAUGCCCGUGCCACACAUGCAGACUGGAAUGUUCUAUACUGGUUAUGCUCCUGCUCCCAUGGCGUUUCCGAUGACAACACCUCAAGUGCCUGUGUAUGGAAUGGUCCCUACUCAGCUGGGACAGAUUGGAGGGGUUCCAGUGAUGACCCAGCAGCCCAUGUUGUACAACCAGCCAGUUCUCAGACCCACUAACCCCUUCACCCCCAUCCCUGGAGCCCAGAUGCAGUUCAUGUAGUAGCACUUCAGCGAAGUGCCAAACAAGACUGCUGAAAGCAUCACAGAGCCAGUGAGAGGAGGAUCCAACUACCACCAAAUAAAAGGGAGAGACAGACAAAAAGAGUGCAAAUGGAGAGGAAUGUGUUUGUGUCGAGAAUGCUUACCUCAUUGUCUGAAAUGGCUCAUCCAACACACACAUACACGCACACCAAACAAGUGUUUCAUUUUUCAUCUCUAGAGCUUCAUUUCUUUCCUGGGGCACUGUGUCUACUGGCAGGUGUGAUACAUCAUGGGAAUCGUGGCUUUUAUUGCCAGUAGUAAAUAACCAUUCACCAAGAACUCUCUUUUACUUAAGAAUUAGUAUGAAUUGGAUAUGAAGCUCAGCACAGAGGACUUAGUUUUACUGUCACUUUUUGCUCGCUAUUACUAAGAUACCUGUGCUAUUUUCAUGACAAAGAUAGAUAUGUUACCAUAAAAAAAUGCCCUUAACCUGCACUGGCCAAAGCAGUAUGUGUAGGUUUCUAGAUCAUAAAUGUCACAUAUAUUUGAAUGGCUCAUUAAUGCAAUGCCCAACACAAGAAAAUAAUUUGCGACCCCUUAUAUAAGGUGCUCAGUACUCAGCACUUUACACAUGCAUUUAUGUGUAACAGGAAUAUAGCAUUGAGCUGGUCUCUUAUAUCUAGAACAUUAAUAGUAUAAUGUUAACAAUUAAUACAUCUCACUGUUACUGAUAGCUUCUGUUGUAAAUGGUCAGUCAAUCCUUCUGUGUUCAUACUGGUUUGGGGGUCGCUUUUUCAGACAUGGUGGUCUUGCACAUACACAAACACAUGCAUCAGACUGGACGUGUUACAUAAAGAGCCCCCUCUCACUUUCCUCCCACCUUGUUUUGUCAUUCCCAAGACACCGAUAAACAUAUCUGCUCCUGCUCUGCUGUGUGUUAAGCAAGCAUGUCAUGCAUUUAUAACUACACCUCUCACUCUGAGGUCACUCCCACCUCUACCACCCAGAGAGAGAGUGUGUGAAAGAAGCAUUGGAGAAGGGUACAGGGCAUCUAACCCUAUUGAAUAAACUCUUAAUUAGGGUUUUCUUUCUUUUCUUUUUUUUUUUUUUUUUUUCCUGGAAGCAUGUUUUAUUUUAUUUAGCAGAAUAUGAAAACCAUGGUCUGUGUUAUAUUGCCAAAUUAUGUACAUUUAUGAUUGAGUUGUUGAAAUGCCAUAAGCUAUCCAGUGUACUGCCCCUGACAUCACUGUACGGAGGGGUGCACUUAUCAGUGUUUGCCAAUGUUUGAACCAAAAUCAAUAGCUUAAAAUCAGUUUUAUGCAGCUCCUCAAUGUGAGGCUCUGUUAACCAGGGUAUCUUUAUUUUGCUUGUGCAGCCAAAGCACUUUCUGUCCUCCUGACAUCCCUUUUACCCUUAAUCCAGCCUUCAUGUCAUCCUGUAAUUCCUGCUUGAAUACAUUCUUAUGGUGUUCAGUGAUAUUGUUCAGGCUUUCUGUAUUGAACAGAGAUGUGGCCAGUGGUUGUGCGGUUUUAAAUGAGGUUUAUUUGGUGUCGUUAAGAAGUCUCUCUUUCUUUACGCCUCCAUUUCCCUCAGGAAAGAGAUGGCCAAGGCGAGGAGUGUAUGCAGUAUGGCAACUGUUCAUUCAGAAGCAGGGAAAAUGUUGUAGCCCCCUUUAGAACUCUUGUCAUGUUAUAUCUGUUUAUAAAAUGUGCAUUUCCAUUGUAAUCUCAUCAGUCAUGUGCGUUACAGUCUUAAAGGAAUGUUUUGAGUUCAAUACAAAUUAAACUCAAUCUACAGCAUUUGUGGCAUAGUGUUGAUUCACCACAAAAAUAAAGCUCAUGCCUUGUUUAUUAAAAAAAUAAAUAAAUUGCAGUUACAGUAAGGCGCAUAUUCAAUAGAAGUGAAUAGGGGGCAGUCUAUCAACAUGAAAUCAGAUCACAUCAAUUCAGAAGUACAGCCUAAAGAUGAGAACAUUAUAUGCAUUUACAUGAUUUUACUGUGGAAAAAAAUCGCUUGCAUACCAUAACUGUUUGAAGUUAUAUCCAUUACCAGGAUUACAAGGUUUCGUUGUUAUAUCAACAAAGUUGAAUAUUUAAAUAUUGAAUAUAAACUUAGACAGGUAAGGUUAGUAAGCGAUACCUAUAGUGAUGUUUAUUUUAACAUUUACAGACUGGCCCCAAUCACAUCCAUUGUAACUGUGUAACCAUGAUGAUAGAUAGAUAGAUAGAUAGAUAGAUAUACACUGUGUAUAUAUACAGUAUUAGGUGUCUUUAACUACUAUGUACUUUAGCAUGUGAUACAAUGCACUUAUUGUUUGCAUUCGUGAUGAUGCCUUGUACUUGCAGUUAAAGUACCAGCAUUUAUUUACAUUUGUAGUUACACUGUUAACCUAACCCUACCCUUAACCUUACUCAAACCUACACGCUCAGUAUCUCAUCCUCAGUAGCAGAAAAUGUUGAUCUUGUGAGAAUUUAGCAAAAAACAUGUAGUUACAAAAUAAUAACUAUGUAUUUUAAUGUUAGUACAUAUAAAAGACAUCUAAUAUAAAGUGGGAUCUUUUUUUUAUAAACGAGGGGCAAGUUUAAAUUAUUUGUGUGGUGAUCAACAGUAUGCCACAAAUGCUGUUGAUUGAGCUUCACUUGUAAUGAACCCGGAAAACAUUCCUUUAAAAGUCAGAUGAUUCGUCAAAAUCAACAAUGCAUUUAUUUAUUUUUUGAAAGAUGUUUUAAUGGACUGAAUGAGAUCGGGAACGGGUGGGGAAAAAAGGCAAGUCUUCCCCCUCAUUAAUUUUCUUUUGUUGUACUGACGUCCUUGGCAGCAUACAAAUUGUGUGCCAUUGUUGUGGUACCGCUUUAGGUAGUGGCCUCUCAGAAUCAAUGUUUCAGCAUGUACAGCAAGUCCUGGACCUCUAGUGGGGAUUUUUAGUGUAAUAAGUUGGUGUUCAGUGUCCUUUUCACAUUCGUGUUUUUCGGGGAGCUGUCUGGCUCCUCUGACUUCAAAAGAUGUGCAUGCUUUUGUUAUAGAUCCAAAUUAUUGUUAUCAUUUGCCUGCUGCAUCAUGUGUUGAGUGUGUGUGUAUUUCUGCACAUACAUUCUUAUUUUCAUAUUUUUAUCCUUUUAUUUUUCUAUUCCUGCAUUUAUAUUUAUAAUCCAAGGAGAUAGAACAAAUCUGCAGGAAUUUAGUAAGAGGCCACAAAGUGUAAAAGUGCACUUUUUACGAACCAAAGCUACUUGGAUAUAUAAUUUUUUUAUUAUCAUUAUUUUUGUAUUUUUUUUUUUUUUCAGUAUUUGCUGCUGAUGUUUUUUUUUUAGCUUUUUACUGCUGUUUAUUUACUGCAUUUAUAUUUAGAAGCAUAGUCAUUCCUGUCUAUCAGCCCUAGGGAGGAAGGCUGCAAUUUUUUUUUUCAUUCAUCACCAAAUGCGAAUAAAGAAGAAUGCAAACCUCCAUGUUUAUGCUGAUUUCCCAACUGUACUAUUGUUUUAAGCUGUCAAUAAGUAUUUUAUUCAUCAUUGGUGAAAAUGUAGAAAUCAUGGGAUUGUUUCAUUUUGACUUUUCAUUUUUGUCUGGCUUUCAUUGACAUAAAUAGUCAUUUUUCAGUAAGUUGUUGAGUAUGUGUUUUUAGUUCUAUUGUCUGCCAUAUGAGACAUCCGAUUCACCUCAUUCACUUGAAGCCACAUUAAAUCACAAGCAGGAAGCGAUGGGAGUUCAUUAUGGCUGCGUUUGGAUGAUUGGUUCUUUGUCUUUUGUUUUUCUCUCACCUUUUGAAAUUGCACUUCAUGCCUGCUCACGACCCAUUAUGCAGAGUUUUUAAUGAAUGCACGUUUUAAAUACCUGGUCAAAUUUGUGCAGUGCUGUCUUGUAUUUCCAUGUCUGUCAAUGUGAGUUCUGUUGAAUCUCAUGGGUUCUCCACCUGAUUAUUACUUUGUAGCUUUUUUUUAGAGAUGGACUCAGCUAGGAACAAUCAACCAAUGUUUCUUUGUCUUCUGUUUUAAGAUUUUGUGAAAUCAAAAUAAACAGGAACUAAAGCUGGUUCUAAUGUACUGAAAGAGAUGCUGGACGAAAACACGAUGCAGUUUGUUGGCCUUUUUCCCCCACUUUGGAGCAAGUCGCACCAGGUUAAACUGAUUUGGCUGUUCCAUCCAUCUACAUGAUGAAAUGGUCCACUUUGUCUCUAGAGACUUAUAUGGUCAUGUUAAUAUUACACUUUAACACUUAGAAAUGAUUUGGCAGACAUCAAGAUGUUUCUAGGACUAUUUUUUUAAAAUAUGUGGCCAGACAUCCAAUCUGAUUUUAUUAUUUACUCUCAAAGCUCAGUCACAGAGCAGGCACAUCCUGGUUCUCCUUCAAAUAUGUCAUGAUGGGAAAAGGGCAUCAGACAUUAUGGCACUUGUACAUCAUCUCUAAGUCAGUAGAAUGCUUUUAACAGUCAAUGGUGAAAACCUUUAAUCUGUAACUAAAUCUGAAACAACCCUCAAAAUGAUCUUUCAUGUUAAACUGCCUUUGGUUUCCCUGUGAGCUUCUUGAAACCUGCAGCACUGGUUGAAGUUAAUGAUCUUAUGAUACCAGUCUCUCCUGAACUCUCUUUGGAACGCUUGCAAUGAGACACUCAACCCAGGACCAAGAGAUUUGAUGGAUUGAACUCCAUUUUGUUUCAAUUGGUUUAAUUUGUACCUGUUUUUCUUGCAUGUUUUUGUAUCUGACAUGCCUGGAAAUGUUUCACAGUUCCAUGUAAUGUUAUAUUAAAUAUGAUGCUGUUUUUGUUUUAGUAAGCAGUUGUUGUAGUGAUGGACGGGUUCUGUGCAUAUCUGUUAUUUUUUAUGGUUUAUCAGUGAUUGGUUGUGCUGAUCUGGUAUGUUAAUUCUUUCUUGCUUUUUGCUUGACUCAGUUUUUUGAAAGUUCUUUCAUUCGUUAUGUCUCGGUCUCUGUUAUGUUGACUAUCUGUGAAGAAAAUGUAUGGUUGCAAGCCUCUAACCUGAGUGAAUGCCUUGUGAAUAAAUGGAUUUAACGCUCGCACUCUCCAGUUUCUUAAUAAAGGACGUUUUUAACAGA
Myxocyprinus asiaticus (Chinese sucker) is the source of this 8122-nucleotide messenger RNA. Its product is annotated as phosphatidylinositol-binding clathrin assembly protein-like. The coding region runs from base 1200 to 3092 and encodes 630 amino acids. NCBI's taxonomy places the organism in Eukaryota, Metazoa, Chordata, Actinopteri, Cypriniformes, Catostomidae. Gene Ontology annotation, biological process: synaptic vesicle budding from presynaptic endocytic zone membrane; clathrin-dependent endocytosis; clathrin coat assembly. Gene Ontology annotation, molecular function: phosphatidylinositol-4,5-bisphosphate binding; 1-phosphatidylinositol binding; SNARE binding. Gene Ontology annotation, cellular component: clathrin-coated vesicle; extrinsic component of presynaptic endocytic zone membrane; synaptic vesicle. The transcript has 20 exons. The record is from RefSeq and is a predicted model, not a curated record.